UUCUCCACUGUCUCUGCGUGGCUACCUUCAGCUCUCCGCCGUUCUCCUCCGGCGGCUGACCUGCGCGGCGAAGACCCUAUCCGGAGAAGCCCCAACCGGAGCGUUCUCACGUUAUCCGUAGUUAGCGGCGUCAUCUUCUCCAUUUCGAUCAUUGAUCAUACAUAUACGGCUUCUUCCUGCAUAAAAGAUUUCAAAGAUCCGUGGCUGAUUUGGCUCCCUCAAAGCAGGAAAAAAAAAAAUGCCUCUUUACGAUUGCAUGCUUCUAUUUAAGCCUCAUUUAAAGAAGGAACCUAUCAUGGAUUUGGUUGCUAGGGUGGGAAAACAUGUUUAUAGAAGAAAUGGAGUUCUCACUGAUAUAAAGUCUUUUGGAACAGUUCAGUUGGGCUAUGGUAUUAAAAAGCUAGAUGGCAGAUAUUAUCAGGGUCAAAUGAUGCAAAUGACUAUGAUGGCUACACCCAGCAUCAAUAAGGAGCUGCAUUACUUAAGCAAAGAAGACCGACUACUUCGCUGGCUACUGGUUAAACAUCGCAACACGCAAUAUGGGAUUGACUUCUUAAAUGAGGAGCAAACUCAACUUGAGCUCAGCCAGUGGCCUCGGAGCCGUAUAUAUGAUGAAGAUGUUCACCAUGAAGAAUACGAUGAGGAUGAGGAUGAUGAAUAUGGAGUGGAGGAGGAAGAGAAAAAGUUGGAUUAAAGUCUAAUGGGGUAUUUCUUUAUGGUUUCCUUUAUGAGAGGAUCAAGGCAUUGGGUUUUGUAUUGUAGUGCUAGACACGUGUUUGAUAGCGUGAGGCUACUAUUAUUAGGCAUGAUCAGUGAGUAUGAUGUUAUAUCAUUAAACUCGUGUGCUCUCAGUAGGUUGUCAAUAAAAAGAGCCUCGCAUGGAAACGAAGGAGGAUUUUUUUUUUUUUACUGUUUUUUUUUAAAUUUAUAGAAGUGAAUGACAUUUCCUAGGAACGUAGGAGAUUUUAAUUUUAUUUUUUGCCUGUCUUUUUAA
Neltuma alba is the source of this 994-nucleotide messenger RNA. RefSeq lists its product as uncharacterized. The record is from RefSeq and is a predicted model, not a curated record. Gene Ontology annotation, biological process: translation. NCBI's taxonomy places the organism in Eukaryota, Viridiplantae, Streptophyta, Magnoliopsida, Fabales, Fabaceae. Gene Ontology annotation, cellular component: ribosome. Gene Ontology annotation, molecular function: small ribosomal subunit rRNA binding; structural constituent of ribosome. The transcript is spliced from 3 exons. The coding region runs from base 239 to 694 and encodes 151 amino acids.